GACCUGUUUUACAAAGCGUAUAUUGCAACCAAACUUUUAUAUAAUGACAUCUUUAACAGUGUUAGACUAUAACUCUAUCCUUACAGGGAUUAUCGCGAUUGCGGGGCUCCCCACAGCGUGGAAUAUUAUUGCGCGGAAUGAAUAUCGCCACCACACCAUUGAAAAGAUUCUUAAAGGAAAGAAGCGUGGUGCCUAUCUGCUAGCUACCGCGAUCUUUAUCGCUUCUCUUCUACGGGAUUUUGCCUUCAAGGUAGCAGUACAGGACAAUCCAAGCUUGCUGAUGUCCAUGAUUUCAGCAUCUUUCUCAGCCGAUUUAAAUAUUUUACAAACUUUAUUGCAGAUGCUAGGGGUACUCCUACUUAUUAUCGGGAAUAUACUCGUUGUGAGCUCCUUUUGCCGUCUGGGGAUUACUGGCACCUACCUCGGGGAUUAUUUUGGAAUCAAGAUGAAGAAACGCGUUACCGCUUUUCCUUUUAGUCAUUUUGAAAGUCCCAUGUAUCUUGGAUCCACCCUUAGCUUUCUGGGGACUGCCUUUUUAUAUCGCAGUGAAGUAGGCGUGUUGUUGGCUGUGUGGGUGGGGAUCGUGUAUUACGUGGCAACAGUGUAUUUUGAGAGCCCCUUCACCGCUAUGAUUUACUCCGAAAACAAAAAAGCUUAUAGGAAAUUGACAAACAUGCACACACUAAAGAAUAAUAGCUAAUCGUAAAGACAAUCGUCUUUUCUGGAUUCAAAUUGUGGAUUUGAUCCUCAAGCAAUUUAUAAGCUUCCGCCAUUUUUUAGCCCCAUAAUCUUCUUUUGCAAUUGGAGGAAGGGAAGGGGGAAGGUUCGACGGGAAUGAUCUCCACUGCGAA
Molecule: messenger RNA, 851 nt
Organism: Phytomonas sp. Hart1
Lineage: Eukaryota; Euglenozoa; Kinetoplastea; Trypanosomatida; Trypanosomatidae
Source: the annotation of a GenBank genome assembly